Meloidogyne enterolobii is the source of this 2024-nucleotide messenger RNA. The record is from the annotation of a GenBank genome assembly. Lineage: Eukaryota; Metazoa; Nematoda; Chromadorea; Rhabditida; Meloidogynidae.
CGUCAAGAUUUCGAUUUUCCUCUAACUUACAUGCAAUUAAUUUUACUGUCCAAUUACCCAAAGUGUAGGAUUGCUCUAUUAAAUUUUUUUCAUUAUUUUUGCUAAUUCAAAUUAAAUUUCCAACCUUGAAGAAUUUAAAGCUUCCCUUUAUUAUAACAAUUUUUACUAUUUGUUUGAUCACAUCCUUGUCUUUUUACUUUUAAUACUAUUUUUUAUUAAAGUCAGUCUUCUAGAUUCUGCUCGAUUUCCUAUUUAUUUCUCAAUAUUUCUUUUUCUUGAUUAUGUAAACUUGUAACAAUUUAUGCACACCUUUUUCCAUCAAAAAAUCUUUUUUCUACAUUUAUCCAUUUUUUAAGAUAAACUACAAAAAUCUUUUCUCAUUGCUUCUCAUUGCUUUGUUUAUAGAUUGGAUCCAUUUGUAUCAAAAAAGAGGUUUCCUUACGCAAUACUUUUCUUCUUUUCCUAUUGUGAAUAUUCUAUUCUAUUUAUAUUAAAUGUCAGCGACGUCUAAAGCUAGAUUCCAACAAAAUCGCCGUCACAGUUCUUCAACGUCAUCAGCUACGCCACCAUCUGUUCAUAGCCAAUUUGGUUCAAUGUUCCAUUCUUGUCAAGAAUCUGCCUCAUUAUAUAAUGAAUUUGUUCGACGUAAUAUUGACUGUUUUGAGCAAAAGAGACGAGCAGAAUAUGUUCGUUGUCAUCAUAUGGCAGCACAACAACAUUUGUCUUCACCUCCAAUUGGUAGCCUUCCUCGGCAAAAUAUUCCAAGCAAAGUUCGUCUUACAAUGGAAGUCCAAAACAGCGAUUUUUGUAGUUUACAUAAUGGACGAGAAGCUUGGGCAGUUAAUGAUUCGUUAUCUGAUAUCAUUAAAGAUACUGAUUGUAUGCUACAAUUUGCAAAUCAACAAGAUGAAUCUUCAGAAGAAGUUGGGUUAUUCAAUCAGGUGACAAUUAUUGGGGAAUUGUCCAAUGUCGACCUUGCAAUGAAUCGAAUUCGAGCUCUCUGUCCAAUAACGAUUGCUACACCUUUGAAGAAUUUAAAAGAUGACAUUGAAUGUAAGGAUUUGGCUGAAUUAAUCCGUCAAUGGCAAAAAUGUGAUGACCUUCGAGAGUUCUCGCGUGUCCAGUUUUCACUUCUUUAUCCACCAAAUCCUUUUUCUUCUAUGAAUAAUACAGAGAUGAACAAUCCUUCACUUGUAUUUCGUGCAUCACGAAAAGAUUCCAAAAUGUUGGCAGCUGCAUGCGAGGCAAUGACUAAACUUCUUUUUAAAGAGCGUCCUUUGUUUUUUGCCUAUUUAAAAAUUCCUGUCUCGCAACGUCGUAUGAUGGUUGGCUCGCCUGAGGGUGUUUUAAUUAGUGCUAUUUCUACCCAAACCAACGCUACAAUUCACUUUCCAUCGUCAGAGAAAUCAACUUUUAUGAAUUAUUAUUUGAGUGGAACAGCUAUUUCUGUUGUACAUGCUGUGAGGGCUAUUCAGGAUAUAAGUCCAGUUCAUAUUGAAUUUGAAGCAGAAAAUAAUCAUUUAGUUAGUGCACUUUUACAAACAAGUGAAGACCAUCGAGAAUUAGACCAAUUUGAUAUUGAACGUGCAGUUAUUAUUCAACUACGAAAAAGUGUAUAUGAGGGAGGAUUUCGACUUGAAUUGGAAGAAAUGAGACAUUCACUAACUUUAAUGACUUCUGAAGAAAAUAUUCAAAAUUUGUAUAAAGUUCGGCAACAAUUAUUGAUUGAGCCUUGCUGGAAACAUGAUCGACUUCAAAAAAAUAGCAAAUCUGGACCAAAAUAUUUGGAAUAUUUGAAGGUACUUGUGAUGGAAUCCUCUGUGCGUGCAUAUAUUGGACAAGGCAAUAAAGUAAUUUCUGUUUGUCGUUGCCGUAAUCAGCGGCUCUUGCAACAGCAAGCACAACAAAAACAGGAUAUAAUCAUAAACAAUGGUGGGGGCAUUGCUGACAAAAAUAACAAUAAUGGAGGUGGGAAAAUGAAACGGCAGCACGAUACUGUAGACGAAUUAAUGCCGUUGCCUUGA